This is a messenger RNA of Vespula vulgaris, 2630 nucleotides long. Its product is annotated as X-ray repair cross-complementing protein 5-like. The transcript has 13 exons. Gene Ontology annotation, molecular function: damaged DNA binding; DNA helicase activity; double-stranded DNA binding. Gene Ontology annotation, biological process: cellular response to gamma radiation; double-strand break repair via nonhomologous end joining; cellular response to X-ray. The record is from RefSeq and is a predicted model, not a curated record. Gene Ontology annotation, cellular component: Ku70:Ku80 complex; nucleus. Lineage: Eukaryota; Metazoa; Arthropoda; Insecta; Hymenoptera; Vespidae. Bases 691 to 2397 code for a protein of 568 amino acids.
AUAUUCAUAUUAUACAAUUAAUAUUAAUUCUUCAUAAAAUUAAUUGAAAGAUUGGUAUAAUUUACAAUAUGGAACUUUUGAACUUUUACUACUGAAGUACUUUGUUACUGUCAAAAUAGAUAUGAAGAAAUUAUCGUUUUUGAUUUUGUAUUAGAAAUAAUUUUUUAUUUAGAAAAUAUCGAAGAAAAAAUUUUUUAAUUAAAUAUAAAUCUUAUUAAAGAUUUCGCUUGUACUACUAUAGUCAAGUAAAUGUAAGAAUUUCGAAUUUUAAAUAUACGAAGGUAAUUUAGCUAUUACAACGUAAUCCAACUUCGAAAUUAUCGAUAUCUACAUUAUCGACGUGUAUAGUAGUUUCUCAACCUAGCAUUUUAUGAUACUCUAAUACAUUUACACUGUUAUUGUUAUAUCAUUGUACAUAUAUUUGUUUAAAAAUAAUAACAUUUAUAAAAUUUACUACUACGUAGCGCUUCGAUCAUUUCCCUUUAAUAAAUAAGAAUGUCAUUCAUAGAGUUGAGUGAUAUUGACCGAUCGUGGAAUUUGUGUGUGUAUAUAAUAAUUAGCAUAUUGAAUGAAAACUGACAUUUUAAAUAUAUUCAAAGAAAUUAAUAUUUUAAAUAUCUAGUUAUUUGAAAGAUUUUUUCUAGAUGAAAAUUAAUUUGAAUUAAACUAAAUUGAUAGCACAGAUCUAAAAUGGCUAACAAAAAGGAAUCACUGAUAUUUGUAAUUGAUGUGGGCGUAUCAUCAAAGGAUUCUUUAUCCAAUUCUUUUCUACUGGACCAAGCAAAAGUUAUUAUUCGGCGUUUAGUGGAAAGGAAGAUAUUUUAUCGACCAAAAGAUGAAAUUGGCUUAAUAUUAUCAGGUUCAACUACCUCAUUUAAUGAACUUAAUUUCAAAAAUAUUCAAGAAGUUAAUAGCAUGCAAGUACCAAAUUGGGACUUGAUAAGGAUUGUUUCAAAUCUAAAACUUACAGAUUGUAUAUCAAAUUGGGUAAAAGCUCUUCAGGUUGCUAUUGAUUAUGCUAAGCGUGAAUGUAUAGAUAACACUAUCAAAACAAUAGUUUUAUUUUCUGAUUUUAAAGAAGUAUCUGACGUAACUCAAUUUGACAUAAGUAAAAUAAUAUCAGCAUUACAAAGCCAAGGAAUUAAACUACUAGCUAUUGGCUUAGAACCAUUACUUAACAAACCUCAAGACACCGUUACAUCCAGUGAAAACUUCAUUCUCGAUAUUUGCAAACAAGUUGAUGGGACAUAUAAAAUAGUUGAUCAAGCCCUUGAUGAUGUAAGCUUCAUUAGAAAAAAACAGUCUAAACUUUUACCAUGGACAUGCUCAUUAGAAUUACUUGAUGUAAAAAUACCAAUUAAAUCAUAUGUUAAGGUAACAAAGGAAUCAAGAUUUCCUUCAUGGAAAUUAAUAACUAGUAAAACUUCACAAAGUAAAACAAUAGAACCUAAUAAACCUGUAAAAGUGGAACGUGUUAAAGAACAUCAAGGUAGACAUAGGGAGUUUCAUAAUUCAGAACAUACAAUAUAUGGUUACACAUAUGGUGGUGUUUUUAUACCAUUUUCAAAGGAAGAUGAAGAGGCUAUGCUGUAUAAAAGUGGACCAAAGAGUUAUAAAUUUUUGUACUUUACAAAGAAAAAUCAUGUUGGCAUUCAAUAUUGGUGUAGCAGUACCAGUAACCGCAUAAUUUUACCUGCUGAUGAGAGUGUAGCACCACAGUUUUAUAGUUUAAUGCAAGCUAUGAAUAAUAAAGAUGUUGUUGCUAUUGUUAGAAAAGUAUAUCGUGAGAACUCAACUCCAAAUAUAGUAGCAUUAUUUCCACGUAUUAAUAUACCAGAUGAACCCUGGUGUUUUGUAGAGAUCGUACUACCAUUUGCAGAAGAUGUAAGAAUAAUAGAAUUCAAACCUUUAAUAUCUUUUGUUAAAAACUUAUCAAAAGAACAAAAUGAAAUUGUAGAUAAUUUAUUAGAUGCUUUUAUGCUAAUUGAUACAAAUGAUUCUUCCACGAAAAACAAAAGAAAAGAAUUUAUGCCUGGAUGUAUUCCAAAUCCUAUGAAACAAAAUACAUUUAAUAUGCUAUCAUAUCGUGCAUUAAAUCCAGAAGAACCAUUGCCAUCUAUUGAUAUUGAAUUAACAAAAUUGUUAGAAUCUUAUCAAGAAAUAAUAGAAAGAUCGAAAGAUCCUAUUAAGAAGAUCAAAGAAUUGUUUGGUUUCUCUGAUAAUAUUACAGAUAAUAUACAAACAUCCAAAGAUACUGUUGAUAUGCAAUCCAAAGAACAACCAUUGAAUGUAGCCAAAAAUAAUAAUCCUGCUAUAGAUAAUGAUACUUCUGAAGAAAUGAUUUUACCUUCAGAUAUAUUAGAUGUAGAUAUGGAUUCAUUGGUGACUAAUAUAUAAUUCACAGAAAAAACAUGGAGAAAGAAAUAUUAAUCUAUCUAUAUAUAAGUAUUAAUUUAACAAUUUUAAUUUAAUACAUUAUUAUAAAUAAUUAUCGUAUUAUAAAUUAAUAUAAAAUAUUUUUUAUAAUAUUUGAAUCAUAUAAUUGUAAAUCAUAUUUUUUUGUACAGCACUACUUGUGUUUUGAAUAUCAAUAAAUUCUUAUGUAUUUUAUAAAUCGUAUAUAUAAAAUA